UCCCCCCAUCCCCAACCCCGGCGUGACGGAGGCGCUCGGAGAGAUGCCCCGUGGCGGUAGCAGCAGCCGCCUCUGCCGCAGCGGCCGGAAGCGAAGAAAGGCGUGGGAUACAGAAUGCACACUCUUUCCAGGAGAGAGUGUGUCUGGCUUCAGAAAAGAAGAUGCUGGGACACCUACAGCAAAUACAUCCCUCUCCAAAGCAUGGCUUAAGUGUGGUGAUGGCUUUCAAAGUGACUCUGUGCCACCGAUUAUAGAAUUGUCCACUGAUAUGGCUAUUAUGAAGAAGCACCUUGAAUCCUCCCUCAAGGCUAAGGAAGUAGCUUCUCCAUCUGAAGCUUCAAAGGGACCUUCUGACAUAAUAUGGAGCUCUAGUGGGAGUGAUCUCUCAGAAGAAGAUAAAGAGAUGCCUUGUCAAUCUCAGAAAUAUAAAAGAUGUACUCCCAACAUAGAUGACAACAGCAGUGAAGGUGAGCCUCAAUUCAUUGACUGGGAGAAUGAUAGUGACAGUGAAGAAGACGGUAGUAAUGAAUGUCCCGAAUUUGUAGAAAAUGAGAGUGCGGUGGAAAUAUCAGACUGUAUUUCCUGUGCAAGUAACAGUCCUCAGACUAGUGAGGAGAGAGAACAUGACUUUUCUCAAAUAAGUUCCACUGAAAUUUUGGAAUAUUCCUCAGAUGUUGAAAAACAGGAAGACAUAAAGAAUGUGUUACCCACCAAUUUAGGAGUUGCUCACAAAUACCACUUGAAUUUUGGAUUAGAUUUCGAACAAGACAAAGGAAGACCUGCAAGUGACUGGAUAAAAUCUGCACAGGUGCUUUUACAUACCCCUAAGAAAGAAACAGAUAAGGCUCCUAGGACUCCAGAAGAUUCUGCAAAGAAAAAGAAAAAGAAGCUAUUAAGGGGAGGACUAGCAGAAAGGUUAAAUCGAUUACAGAACAGAGAGCGGUCUGCCAUAACUUUUUGGAGGCAUCAGAGUGCUGCUUCUAACAAAACACUUCCAGGCAAAAAAUCUGGAGUUUUGAUUGUAAAGAUUAUAGAGAUGCAUGAGGAAUGCACAAUGCAUAUCGCCAUCUGUGAGUUGUUAGAGAUGUCUCCUGCUGACAGUCCUUCUAAAGAUGCUGUCCUGGACCCUGGGACCCAACUCAAGGUCCUGUUCACAAAGGAAACUGCAGUUCACCUGAAGGGAGGUCCACAGGAUAUCAUCCAUAUCUACCCUCCCUGGCAUAAGCUUCUUCUUCAUGAUAAAAGUGUUCCUAUUAUUAUGAACACAUACUUUUGCCAGAAAGUUGUCGUCAAAGAAGAUUCAGAAAAACUUGAUAAAAUGCACUGUCUGGGGAUAUUGCCUAUAAGAAGAAAAAUCAUUUCCUUGGCUCGGAUGUUUAGAUUUAAAAGCCAAAUAAAUGAUAUUGCUCAGGAAUCAGAGGGACAUCAGAUAAUGUGCACUAAUGUAACUACUACCAGGACUGGCGGACCCCAUGACUUCCAAGAAACAAAACAGUACAUUCCAGCGCAGCUCUCUAUAAGUGACUCCCUCCUGGAUGUGGUUGAAAGCCAGGGAACAGCCAGAUGGAAAGGAGUGCAGGUCCAGGUGGUGGUGCAAAGAGUAUAUUACCUUCCUAUAAGGGAUGUCUCCAGAUAUCAACAAGGAAACAGCUCUGCCCAGUUGGCUGCCCCAUUGGGAAGUGCAGACCUUCACAGUGCUCGAUGCUGCCUUCUUGUCCAGGAUGCUUAUGGGAUAUUCAGUGAAGUACAUUUGGAAUCCCUCUGUUCUCCUCCAGAAGAUAUCUCUCAGCACAACAGACAGUGGGAAGGAAAAUCCUGCAGCCUGGGAGGAAUGAAGAUUUUACAGAGGACUACCAGAGGAAGGGCAAUGGGACUUUUUAGUCUGAUUGAUAGCUUGUGGCCUCCAUUGAUGCCUUUGAAAAUUCCUGGCCAAAGUCAAGACUGUGGAGAGAUGAAAGCUGAUCAGAAGCCUCCCAGUUUCUGUUAUAUACUCACUGCUUGUCCAGAGCCAGGAGAAGUUGGUAUAAAAGUAGAAAACACAAUUUCUAAUAUCUACCGGCCCCCAUCCAUACAUUCCUUAAAAGACAUUGUUAAGACAGGUGGCGUUGGGGGUCAUCGUUGCAGUUUCCAGGCCCGAGUGAUAUAUCAAAGGCUUCAGAGUCUCCAUACUGUGCCACAUUCACUCCAGGCAUCUUCUCUAUCCCAGUGGAACCUUGGACUUGACCCAGGACGUGGGUCUCUGAUGUUAAAAAGUAAUCUUCCUGUGGACCAAAGGGAAAUUUGGCUGAUAGUGACCGAUGCCACACUGCAGCUGGAAAAUGCCAGCCUCCCAAAGACUGUGCCAGUGUGUGUGACAUCAUCAUGUGUAAUCACCCCUGAAGUCAUGGAAGCCCUCACAGAUGCGACAUCACAUUCCAUCUUCUUCAAAGAUGUUCUACAAGAAAAUGGUAGACUUAUUUGUGUUGAACGAACUGUCCUCAUGCUUCAAAAGCCCUUUUUGUACACGGCUGCUAGUGCUGACACCUCUGAACUGACUAGCCCAGUUAUGCUAGAUGAAUUAGAUUCUACCACUCAAGUGAACUCCAUUUGUAGUGUACAAGGCAUUGUGGUUGGCGUGAAUGAGAACACGGCUUUUUCCUGGCCUGUAUGUAACAGAUGUGGCAGUGGGAAACUGGAGCAGGACCUCUCAGAAAACAGAGGAUCCUUUCACUGUGGCCGAUGCACCCUCACUGUCACAUCUCCCCUUCUCAAAAUGCACCUAGAAGUGGUUUUGGCCUGCCCCUCUAGACCACAGGGUAACAUGAAAGUAAAGCUGUUGCAAAGGAGUAUUUCUUCACUCCUGAUGUUUUCCUCCAGUGAGGAUGGGACUUAUGAAGUGAAGAGUGUGCUGGGAAAGAAGGUGGGGCCAUUAAAUUGUUUCGUCCAGACCAUAACCAACCACCCGACAAGCUGCAUGGGAUUGGAGGAAAUUGAACUUCUACAAGCCGGAAGAAACUAAGAUGAUGACUGCCGGUUGCCAUAGUAUCAAUGAACUUUGCAGUGUGGUUACAAAGUUGUUUUGUAGUUACUUGUUAACUAAAGACCAAGAGGAUUUAUAUUAAUUACAAACAGGAUCUUGAAAUGUCACUUAUUUUCAAUUUCUCUGGGAACACGUUUGGAAAAUGAGUCAUUAAUUAUCAAAAUACACUUUUUUCUACACAAUCAUUAAUUGUGUCAUCAUCAUCAUCUACAGUCGUAGCAAUAUAUUGGUGGAGUUUAAAUAUUGCACUAAAAGCUGAAGUUUCUAAAUGGAUUUUGAUGUUUUAAACAUGGAAGGAAAAUUAAAAUUUUUAAAUGUCAUAGUUGGAACAACCUUUUACUGGGAUUCUAAGGAUUUUUUUCACCUUGUAGUGCUUGAUUUAACAUUAUCUCCUGUAGGUGCAUGCACUUCUACAAUAAAUAUCCAAAGUUCAGUAACUUUGUUAUUUUUAGGAAACAUACUGAGAAACUGUGGCAAAGGUGAAGCUGUUUCCCAUAAAUUGUAGAUAGUUAACCAGUAUGCUAUCAUAUAUCUACUGUAUUAUAAUGGAAGUGUUAGAUAAGAAGUUUUACAACCAAAUCAUACUGUGAAAUAUGGACCCAGAACAAAGAUUAGGUAGAUUUAAAUACCUCUGUGAGAUUCUAAAUCUCCCCAACUACUGAGAAUCCCUUUUACCUAAAUGGAAGAUAAGAAUAUGGUUAUCUUGCUCUUCUUUUGUGGGCAGUGAUUUAAAUUGAAUGUGGAGCCAUGAACUAUUCUUUGCACCCUAAAAAGAUUUUUUGUAUUGCUUGCUUUCCAACAAUGUGACCAGAAACAUCACAUUACUAAUUUGGGAGAAUUUAUCUAUUUUACCUUUGGAAAAGUCAAUGCAACAGCUAGGCCCAAAGUGUCCUUUUCAGGUUUGGAUGUAUUAGGCCAAGAAAAGGUAGAAUUACUGUUUCCUCCCACCCCACCCCCCUUUUUACCUUCUGCCUUCUUUCUUUAAAGAAACUGGUUGGCCUUUUUUCAUCCUUUUUAAAUUUCACCCAGGCCUUAAAGAUCCCUAAAUGUAGUCAGGUUUUCUGCUAGAAUAAACUAGACACCAGAACAUGCUUUUAAUCACCUGAAGGUGAUUACUACAUAUUUUAUACUUUUAAGUUAAUUUGCAGUUUUUUCAGAAAACCUGAGGCAACGUAAACAAAGAUGGGCAGAUGAAAUCUACCAAUAAUUAAAAAUUAUCUUGGCCAAUAACCUCCUUCCUACCAGCACUGGAACAGCUAAGUAACUGUAGGGUCACCUAAUUCGAUUCUCACCUCCCUUCUAAGCCCUUCCCUGGCUCGAUUUUUUAUUAAAAUACGAAAACUGUGUUUUGUGGCCAGUAAUCCUCCCCCCACUCCCACAAACACACCCAGAAGCCGAGGGGAGAUGAGCUUGGUUUAUCUAAAAAGGGGUUGGUCACUCACUCCGAAUAGAUUAAGUAACUUCUGGGAAAAAAAAGAAAUAUCGUCACAGAAUUAAGCUAGUUCAUGGGUAGACUGCCACCCUGCAAAGUAUUUUUCUCGGUCUGUUAAAAACAAAUAUUCCAGGGUACAUUUGAAUAUAAAUUUAUAGUGACACAUGGCUUAUUUUCGGUAUGUAAUUAAAAUAAAAAGUUUUCCAAUACUCUUAAAAGUGUCGAUGGGUAUAGACUUGGGGGAUUUGAAAUACCAACUAUAGAUUCCCCUUCUUGCUAAUAAUAAUACUCUAAUUUCAACCGCCAGAGCAAGGAAGUUUGAACUACUGAGCCUUCCUGGUGUUGACUCACUCAUACAAGCCACGGGGGAAUGAACUUUUACACCAUGGAGUCACGUGAGCUACCUGCAUGUUGGUGCAAGCAAGUUUCUCAGUAGUAUGUCCCAGCCUCUCCCUAGC
Vombatus ursinus (common wombat) is the source of this 4909-nucleotide messenger RNA. Its product is annotated as DNA repair-scaffolding protein-like. The record is from RefSeq and is a predicted model, not a curated record. Gene Ontology annotation, cellular component: nucleoplasm; nuclear chromosome. The transcript is spliced from 21 exons. NCBI's taxonomy places the organism in Eukaryota, Metazoa, Chordata, Mammalia, Diprotodontia, Vombatidae. The coding region runs from base 44 to 2998 and encodes 984 amino acids. Gene Ontology annotation, biological process: double-strand break repair via homologous recombination; regulation of establishment of protein localization to chromosome.